Messenger RNA from Malassezia vespertilionis, 1569 nucleotides. RefSeq names its product rRNA-processing protein las1 (gene LAS1). Gene Ontology annotation, biological process: maturation of LSU-rRNA; maturation of 5.8S rRNA. The record is from RefSeq and is a predicted model, not a curated record. Gene Ontology annotation, cellular component: Las1 complex; preribosome, large subunit precursor. Lineage: Eukaryota; Fungi; Basidiomycota; Malasseziomycetes; Malasseziales; Malasseziaceae. Gene Ontology annotation, molecular function: endonuclease activity. Bases 1 to 1569 code for a protein of 522 amino acids. The transcript has a single exon.
AUGCGUCUUGCACGGCGCACGCCGUUUUAUGGCCCCCCGCCAGAGGCACUCGCGCGCGUCCACGCGCUUUUUUUCGCACACGCAAACGAUCCUGCAGCACAGAAUGAAGCUUUGGAGAUCGUGCGGAUGUGGAUGAACCGCGCGGCGUGCCCACAGGCGGUGGAAGCCACCGCACUGCUCGUGCAGAGCCACCUCCAAGACCGAGAUGCGCGGCAUGGCGACGGUGUACGUGCAAUGUAUGCGAUGGCAAUCGUGAGGUUCGUCAAUUCUGUAGUGGAUUCGUUCCAAACGGGAAUGUACGCCCAGUCGAUCAGCAGCAUUGCCGAGCGGAUUGGGAUGCCGCAAUGGCUGGUGCAAGUGCGGCAUAUGGCGACGCACGAGGACCUUCCGAGCAUGAGUGUGUGCCGCGAAGCUUGUGCUCUUGCCCUUGCAUGGCUAGACGCACACUACUGGCAGCCCACUUUGCACCCAGGCCACGAUGCGCACACCGCACAAGAUACCCAAGCAGAAACGGCCGCGCGCCAAGCCGCCGCUGCGAGCGCGGCGCAGUUGCUGCAUGCAUACCGCGUACACGCACAAGCGCUUGCAAAAGACAAGAGCUUGGCGAUGCGUGGAUCGCCGCCCUUGGCGCGGAUCGUUGCCGAGGUGGAGCAGUGGGUCCGCGAAGAAGUCGCACGGCGCGCUGCUUUGCCCCAGGACGAUGGUGCACUUUUUCGCCAGGGGGCACGCAACUACGAGGAAGACGGGGGGAAGCAGGAUGUGGCAGAACUGUGCACGGCAGCCGUGCUUGCCCUCCUCGACACGCAGCUUCUCCUGCCCGGCGCGCUCUUUCCCGCCCGCAAAGAGCGCCGCGAACUGCGCACGGAAGUAAGCGCACCGCUUCUUCAGGAACACAUCGAAUUAUGGGAUCCAUUGCUGUGUGCGCUGCAGACAGCCUUUCCCAUCUUUUUGCCUUUGCUCCUCCAGGUGCUCGCCCAGACUGCUGCCGGCGCCAAGCGCGAAAGUGCGCAUGUAGCGCAGCACUGGCUAGCGUAUUUUGCCAUGAAUCCUGCGUACGCGGCCAUGUCUACUCCUCCCUCCAUUCCGCGCUGGCGCCAUGCGGUGAAUGCCGAGAUGCUUCGGCACGCGCCGCACGAGGCCGACGUCAUUUCUGGCGAGACGGCGCCGCCCACCACCCUAUCUCGACUCGUGCUCCAGUACUGCCUCGAGGCGCCAUCUACGACGACAUGCGCGCUUGCCCAGGAGAUUGCACACGGCACGCCCGUUGCCGCGCGUGUCGCACGUCUCAUUGCACUGCACAAUGCACCGAGCACAGACGACCAGGAUGCGGAUACACUCCUGGAUGCCAUGGAAGCGCGCGCUGCUUUUCUGCACGGUGCGCCGCACCACACGCCCAGCUCGCCGCACCCAGAGCCCAGCGCGCCGCACCCAGAGCCCAGCGCGCCGCACCCAGAGCCCAGCGGGCCUACUGCCUUGCGCGGAUGGGCGUGGGCGGGCGCUGCAUGGCACCCUACGCCGAUUGGAUGCCUCCAAGGCGAACUACUGCCUCUUUUUGUACAUGAUUCCUAG